Molecule: messenger RNA, 333 nt
Organism: Microdochium trichocladiopsis
Lineage: Eukaryota; Fungi; Ascomycota; Sordariomycetes; Xylariales; Microdochiaceae
Product: stress responsive A/B barrel domain protein
Exons: 3
Coding region: 1-333 (110 amino acids)
Source: RefSeq, a predicted model, not a curated record
AUGACCGUCUACCAUGUUGUCAUCUUCAAGUUCAAGACCCUCGUCCCCGAAGAUGAGGUGCAAGCUGCCUGUGACCGCAUGCUAGCCCUGGGGACACAAUGCGUGCACCCCAAAAGCGGCAAGCCAUACGUCAAAGUCCACGGCGGAGGGCGUGACAACAGCAAGGAGGGGUUGCAGCAAGGCAUGACACACCCGUUCAUAUUUGAGUUUGAGAACGAGGAGGACAGGGACUACUAUGUUGACGACGACCCGGCACACAUCAAGUUCAAGGAUAGCCUGACAGAUGUCGUGGAUAAGGUCCAUGUGCAUGAUUUCUCGCCUGGCAAGUUCUGA